UGUGAGGGUCUUCAAAUUUAAAGAUCAUAAUAUGCACAGGAUUGAAAACGGGCUUACAUGUCAUCUAUUGAUGAAGGGCCUUAAUUUGCAUUGAAGUUAGCAUCAAUGGGAUCAUGAAUGGAUGGCAAUGAUGAUUUUUUCAUGGCCAGAUGUAUAAAUUAAGGCUAAGUUGAAAGUCCAACCUCAAAUGUGGUCAGGAUGGUGUGCAGUGGGCAGUUCAUAGAGAUCUAAACAGCAGGGUCGAUAUUGGGAUCUGAUGCGUUUUCCAAGCCUCUUUCCCUGAAUUUGGAUCCUCGUCAGCAUCUCUCUGUCUCCGUUUCUUCAAUCAGGAAUGGCUGAAAACGUUGUCAGUGGGAUCGGAGCUGAGGCAUAUAAAGACACGAAAAAAGUAGCAAGCAAAUUUGUUGAUGUGAAGAAUCUGAAAAGCAACUACGAAAAGUUGAUCACCGAAGCAGAAGAGCUCUGGAAACUGAAGGAUGAUAUAGAGAAAGCAAUCAGAGUUAAAAUAAAGCCGGACAUAAGUAAGUGGAUUGCUACGGUUGAUAUGCUUAAAAAGAAGUGAACAGCCUGCAAACGAAAUACAAUGAAGGACAGUGGCCGCCGUGGAGAUGGAUCCGCUUAGGGUGGAAGGUUAGUAAUGACUUGAAAACGAAGAGGAAGGAGGUUCGUGAUCUUUUGAGUAAUGGAAAUAUUCACAAGCGAGUUUUGGAGGAUGAAUUGCCAAGCUCUGUCCGGAUAGAAAAAGCACCUGAAAUCGAGGAAAACUCACCACUGGGAGAAGUUGUAAGAGAUGUACUAGAUCGUCUUAAGGAUGAAAAAGUAAGAAGAAUCGGAAUCUUGGGAGCGGUCGGAACUGGGAAAACCGCGAUAAUGAAGCACUUGAAUAACGAUGAAAAAAUUCGUGGUAUGUUUAAAUAUGUCAUUUUUGUAACGGUCUCAGAGGAGAUGAGCAUAGAGAAGCUGCAAGAGGCCAUCAUGCAACGGCUAAACCUGGGCGAGUUCCGUACCGAUACCGUAAAAAAUAAUGCUCACAUAAUAUCGGACUGGUGGAAUGAAAAGAAGUGUUUGAUUCUUCUGGAUGAGGUAUGUCAAACCAUUAAGCUAGACGAAGUUAUGGUAAUCCGUAGCAACCAGAAUCACAUCAAGGUGGUGUUGGCAAGUAGAUACCCACACAUUUGUAGCCGCAUGGAUACUGAUGUUGAAAUCAAAGUGGAACCAUUUUCCCCGGAUGAUGCUUGGAAAAUGUUCAAGAAAAAUGUGGGUAAAGCCAUUUCUAACUCCGACAUUCAAGCAAAAGCUAGGCUUCUUGUUGCAGAGUGUCACCGGUUCCCACUGGUGAUAGACGUAGUAUCCAAAACCUUCAAAAAGAACCAAACAGAUUUGACCCUUUUGGAUGAGUUAUUGAAAAGCUUGCAAAGAUGGGACAGUGACAGAAUUGAUGGCAUUGGCGAAAUGUUGGAUCGCCUGAAGGUUUGUUACAAGUGUUUAAAAGAUGAAGAGAAGGACUGCUUUUUGUACGGUGCAUUGUAUCCUGCAGAAAGCAUGAUAUAUGUGGAUUACUUGAUAGAAUGUUGGAGAGCUGAAGACUUUAUUCGUCAUGCAGAAGAGUUUAGAAAUGCACGUAGUGGCGGGCACAAAAUAUUGUGUGAGCUUAUUGAGCUAUCAUUUCUAGAGAGAACCGCAAAGACGAAAUAUGUUACGAUGAACAAAUUGUUUCGGAAAUUGGCUCUAGAUAUCUUAUCCCAAAAGGAUAACAAAUAUUUGGCAAAACCAUGGGAGGGAUUACAAGAGUUUCCACAUCCUGAGAAUGUAACCAAGCAAGUAAGAUCUCGUUGAUGGAUAAUCGACUUAGCACUUUACCAGAAACUCUAGAUUGUGGCAAUCUCUCAGCAUUGUUCCUUCAAAGAAAUAAGGACUUGAGUGUUAUUCCUCGGUUGUUCUUCCAAUCAAUGUGCAGACUGCGAGUUCUGGAUUUUGCAAGGCACUGGGAUUGCAUUUUUGCCUUCCUCUAUAUCCAUGUUGGUUGUUCUCAGAGGGCUCUACUUAAAUUCUUGCAUCCACUUGACAAGGGUACCAUCUGAAAUAAAAGCA
Molecule: messenger RNA, 2091 nt
Organism: Vitis riparia (riverbank grape)
Lineage: Eukaryota; Viridiplantae; Streptophyta; Magnoliopsida; Vitales; Vitaceae
Product: probable disease resistance protein At5g43730
Exons: 3
Coding region: 871-1836 (321 amino acids)
Biological process (GO): defense response to other organism
Molecular function (GO): ADP binding
Source: RefSeq, a predicted model, not a curated record